Molecule: messenger RNA, 1922 nt
Organism: Cynocephalus volans (Philippine flying lemur)
Lineage: Eukaryota; Metazoa; Chordata; Mammalia; Dermoptera; Cynocephalidae
Gene: GNPTG
Product: N-acetylglucosamine-1-phosphate transferase subunit gamma
Exons: 11
Coding region: 13-933 (306 amino acids)
Cellular component (GO): Golgi apparatus
Source: RefSeq, a predicted model, not a curated record
CGGCACAGAGCGAUGGCGGCGGGGCUGGCGUGUCUUCUGCUGCUGGUCGUGCUCGCGGCGUGUGGGCCCGCGCCGGCCGGCGCCGUGAGGAUGAAAGUGGUGGAGGAACCCAACACGUUCGGACUGAACAACCCGUUCCUGGCCCAGACCAACCGCCUGCAGCCCAGGAGGGAUCCUUCGCCCGCGUCCGGGCCCAUGCAUCUCUUUAGACUUUCUGGCAAGUGCUUCAGCCUGGUGGAGUCCACGUACAAGUAUGAGUUCUGCCCUUUCCAUAAUGUGACCCAGCAUGAGCAGACAUUCCGCUGGAACGCCUACAGUGGGAUCCUCGGCAUCUGGCACGAGUGGGAAAUUGUCAACAACACCUUUGCUGGCAUGUGGAUGAGGGAUGGUGACUCCUGCCACUCCCGGAGCCGGCAGAGCAAGGUGGAGCUCACCUGUGGAACAAGCAACCAACUGGCCCACGUGUCCGAGCCGAGUACCUGCAUAUACGCACUGACAUUCGAGACCCCCCUCGUCUGCCACCCUCACUCUUUGUUAGUGUACCCUGCCCUGCCGGAGGCCCUGCAGCAGCGAUGGGACCAGGUGGAGCAGGACCUGGCCGAUGAGCUCAUCACUCCCCAGGGCUAUGAGAAGUCAUUGAGAGUGCUUUUUGAGGAUGCUGGCUACCUAAAGACCCCAGGAGAUACAGAACCCACCCAGCAGGAAGGACGUCCUAAGGGUGUGGAGUUGGAGACACUAGAAAGCUGCAGAAAGGCACACGAAGAACUGUCACAGGAGAUAAAAAAGCUUAGAAGUUUGCUUACCCAGCACGGCAUCCCCUACACAAAGCCCAUAGAAACCUCCCGCUCUGAGCACUUGGGCCACACGUCACCCACAGCCGGGCCCCCAGAGCAGUUGCAAGGUGACCCGGGGCUGCCUGUGAAGGUCUUGUGACCAUGAGAGCAGCACUGAUUCCAAACCUCGGGUGUCCUGUCAUGGGACGCAGAGGAGACAGCAUGGCCACGACUGCAGAGCACAGAGGCAGCUACACUAUAGUCAAGAAGACACCCUUCCCCUCGGACCAGGCGGGGACUCUCCCAGUGACCAGCUGGCCAGUCUCUUAUGUUCACAGAUGCAGACACAGUAAAGAUUCCAAGUUUUAAUUAAUUCCCAUAUUGAUAAAAAUAAUUCCAUGAAUUCUGUAAACCGUUUGCAUAAAUGCUAUUGUGUAAAAAAAAUUUAAACAAGUGUUAACAACUUUAAACAAUAUGCUACAAGUAAAUGAUUAUGCAUCAUAAAUACUACCUUCUGGGUUAAGAAAAUUCCAUUCAAAUAACAUUCUCAUCUAAGUACGCAAAACAAACACAUGUCAGGGACUUCCAUAAGUUAAUCUGCUUGAAGCGUCCACACCCAGUGAAGAUCUCUAGCUGACCACAGUCAUGGGAACAUGUGACACCAUCACCCCAGUGAAGAUCUCUAGCUGACCACAGUCAUGGGAACAUGUGACACCAUCACGUUACCACUAAUACUUAACACUUAGAGAGGUGAGAGGGCAGGCAACAAGGACAGCGGCUUGGCUGGUUGCCCCCACCUCCGGCAGCCACCCUUGUCACCCACGGACCGGACCACGAGCCCAUCUCACUCAGCCUCUAGGGCCGGGGGUGGGGGGGAGCUGCCAGCACCUCCCACCCAUUGCUAUGCUCCUUGCUCACCUGGGAUCAACCCCACAGAUGGGUGGGAUUGGACCCACUGUGGGCAGCCCCUGGGGCCCCGCAGCAGUUACUAACCAAGAGGCGCCCAUGGCCCAGGAGUUCUCUUGGCAUCCUUUGGUCCUCUAUAUACCUGUGUGCAGAGCCCACCUGGUCCCCAGAGGACUUGGGGACCCCUGCAGGCAGCCGGCACCCCAGGCCCCCAACUCCACUCCACCCCCAGAAUGUGAGCCC